UACCACCUUGGUUCAUUGAGAUCCAUCUUUUGCAUUUUGAAACCAUAAUCAACUCUCUUUGCUUACUAACUAACAAUGGCAGAGAUACUUGUUCAAAUUGUGUUGGAGCGUUUGCUCUCUUUCGUAGAGGGGGAGAUUGGAUUGAUAUGCAGUGUUGAUAAGGAGAUGAAAAAGCUUUCCAGCAAGCUCACUACAAUCAAGGCAGUUCUCGAAGUUGCUGAGCAGAAGCAACUGCAAGACAAGCUGAUUCAGAUUUGGUUGCGGAAGCUCAAACAAGCAGUUUAUGAAAUUGAUGACGUCUUGGACGAGAGCACAACCGAAGCCGCGCAAUUGGAAUUUAAACGCCACAAUUCUGGAUCUUUUAAUAAGCUUGCGUUUGGGUUGGAAUCGUGGAAGUGAAUCAGAAAAUGCUGAACGGGUACUAGAUUCUCUUAAACCUCACCCAAAUCUUAAAGAGUUGAUCAUACAAGAUUAUCCAGGUACCUCUUUCCCACGCUGGAUGAGUGAUCUAGUACUGCUUCAAAAUUUAGUUGCUGUUUCACUUUAUGGUUGCAAAAAUUGUCAAAGUUUUCCACCAUAUAGUCGAUUGCGUUGGUUGAAACAUCUUCAGAUUUAUAGCAUGCCAUGUUUGGAAAGGUUGUCAAGAGGGGAAGAAAAAGAUGUAUUUCCUUGUCUUUCUCGACUGUUUAUUCAUGAUUGCACGAAGUUGACAUUGAUGUCAUGCCUUCCGUCACUCAAAGAUUUAAAAGUAGAUGGAUGCAGUGAUGUCUUAUUGAGUUCCAUCUCAAACCUCAGUGCUCUUGAGUCACUGGUGAUCAGGAGUUGUGAUGAGAUUGAGUCAUUACCCGAACAAGGAUUACAAGGCCUCAACUCUCUUCGUUCUUUAGAGGUUCGCUGCUGUAGAAAGUUGAAGUCCUUGUCUGAGGGACUGCAACACCUCAAAGCCUUUGAGAGUUUGACUCUUCUUGGAUGCGGCGAGCUCGUUUCUCUGCCGGAGGGUAUUAAACACCUCCAUUCCCUUAGAAAUCUGCAAAUAUUAGAUAAUCCCAAGUUGGUGGUUUUGCCGGAGGCCUUACACCAUGUCCCUGCACUGCAAUCUCUAUCGGUCAAUUUUUGUAGAGAGCUAACAUCGUUGCCUGACUGGUUGGGAAAUCUUGCAUCUUUUCAAUCGUUGUCAAUUGUGAGUAGCCCUAAGGUUGUGUCACUUCUAGACAGCAUUCAAAGCCUAACCAAUCUCACAACUUUGUCAAUUUGGGGAUGUGGUGAACAACUCAAAAGGAGAUGCGACAAGGGAAGCGGGGAGGAUUGGUAUAAGAUACAACACAUACCACGUGUCAAUGACUGAGAUGGCACAAAUUACAAACUGUUGAUGUUACAAAAGAUGACAGGAUAUCGAUAAUAAGAAUAAGGGUUCGUGACUUUAUGACAUUUUUUCACAUACAUUUUAGAGGAACUUAGCAACAAGAUGAACGGUUCGGGACGGUCCUCCUUCAUUGUGCAUUUUCGAUUGAACUUUAUACGUUGAAAGUAUUCACUAGCACAUUUUGUUCCCGACAGGAGAUUAGCGCAGAGGUAAUCCAACAAGUGUCAACUGAUUCAAGAAGGCCAGGGAUUCAGCAUUUUGAAAUGAGAUGAACAAAUAGGUGACCAUGAUACUUGAAGACUACCUAGAAAAGUUGUGGUUUGUGGUUGCAAUUUCAAGUGUUUGGCUUGGGAUUUCAAGUGUUCUCAAUUUAACUGAUGCUGUCAUUUGAUUACACAAGAUGAAGCAAAUUUUUUUGCUUGAGAUAGCAUUAUUCUUUCACAAUGUAAAAUUAUCCAAAAAAAUUCAGUCAA
This is a messenger RNA of Cornus florida, 1836 nucleotides long. RefSeq names its product putative disease resistance protein RGA3. The record is from RefSeq and is a predicted model, not a curated record. The transcript has 6 exons. Bases 284 to 1345 code for a protein of 353 amino acids. NCBI's taxonomy places the organism in Eukaryota, Viridiplantae, Streptophyta, Magnoliopsida, Cornales, Cornaceae.